Molecule: messenger RNA, 457 nt
Organism: Funneliformis caledonium
Lineage: Eukaryota; Fungi; Glomeromycota; Glomeromycetes; Glomerales; Glomeraceae
Source: the annotation of a GenBank genome assembly
GGGCAGGUGUUCUGGGGUGUCGGGUGGGGUGUACGGACCCUUGUCUCCCGGCCUUGUCCCAAUUGUCCCCUGUUCCUGGGUGAGGAGAAACUACAUGUAGGCCUAGAUGGUUAUUGUCAUGCUAUCCGUGGUGCGAUGGAUGCUCACGUACUCUGUUGUAUUGAAUUAAGAGAUAGACUUUAUCCAACCUUUGUUCCGGCUUACGACGCCUGGAGGUCCAUUCCCAAGAUGAUUCCCCUCUCUUCUGUUUUACUUACAGCAAGGACUAUCAUACAGUAUGUUGGGAUGUACAUGACGGUAAAGGCGGGGGCUGAAGGCCUCUCUAGCGCGGCAGAGAAUUGGAGGGCACCCCAGGUUCCACUAUCUUCCCUACAGUCUCCCGUGGAUUAUAUAAACACAGUCAUAUCGUUGGCAUCAGCGGGAGCAACGGCAUAUCAGAGCUAUAAGGGCAAGGAAG